Molecule: messenger RNA, 2730 nt
Organism: Ruditapes philippinarum (Manila clam)
Lineage: Eukaryota; Metazoa; Mollusca; Bivalvia; Venerida; Veneridae
Product: arrestin domain-containing protein 3-like
Exons: 8
Coding region: 210-1394 (394 amino acids)
Biological process (GO): protein transport
Cellular component (GO): cytoplasm
Source: RefSeq, a predicted model, not a curated record
GUUUUACGAAUUUUUUUUUUCGAUAUUGAGUUAACAUAAUUACGUUUUUUAAUAUGUCACAAAAUUUAAAUGGAUAUAUUUAGUAAACUGAGUUUUAUUUUGUAUUUAAACUCAAAGCCAGUGUGACAAAGCUUGAUUGAACACGAUUCCUUGUUCAUUAAUUAACCAAUAAAAAGGCAUUAACGGCUAUUGAAACCUAAAAAACAUACAUGGCUCUGCAAGAUUUGUCUCAAAUUAUAUUAGACAAUCCUACUGGUGUUUUUUACCCUGGUCAACUUAUUACAGGGAAGUUUGAACUUGUUCUAAAAGAGGAAAAAACUAUUACAGCUAUCAACUUCAUUUCCAAGGGCCAAGCAAAAUGUCAUUGGACAGAGGGAGGGGGACAAAAUACCCGAUAUUACUACGGAAAUGAAAAAUACUUCCAUUUUAAACAGUGUCUGUUUGGAAAACAACAAUCAGGUGAGAGCAGUGUAAAAUUCAAGCCAGGGAAGUAUGAAUACCCAUUUAAAGUCCAGCUUCCUAUAAAUAUACCGGCGUCAUUCGAGGCAGUCAUUGGUCAUGUGAGAUAUUCCUUAAAGGCACACAUCGACAUCCCAUGGGCACGGGAUAAAUACUGUAAAAAGCUUAUAACAAUUGUCGUGCCACUUGAUUUAAAUACAAUUCCCAAUGUUACGGAAGGAGCAACAAACACUGGAGAGAAGAGAUUAUGUUGUCUUUGCUGUGAAUCUGACCCGAUUUCCGGCAUGAUCGCGAUUGACAGGAAAGGAUAUGUCCCGGGAGAAAUGAUAAUAGUUCGAGGAGAGAUCAACAACCAAAGUAACAGAGAAAUGACUUGUACAAAAGUAUGCUUACAAAUGGAGGUUACAUACCAUGCAACUAUGAAGUCCAAGCCUUUUAAACAAACCAUAGGAGAACUGAAACAUGGGAAACUUAAUGGUGGAGAGACGGAAAUCUUUAACAAUGAAAGACUGCACAUUCCACCUGUCCCGAAUUCCUAUCUCCAUGAUUGUAAAAUUAUUGACAUCAAAUACUUGGUAGAGAUUAUAGCAGAUCCUUCCGGCCUAGGAUUUGAUCUCGAGGUUCCCGUAGAGAUUGUUAUAGGGAGUGUACCACUAACCUCAGUUGCAGAACAGCAUGGUCUUUCACUUUCGACACAAGAACCAAUGUCUGUCUCGCUCCCCCAACCAGGCAAUAACAUUCACGGCUUAUACUCUGACUUAUCAAUGCCAACAAAUAUACCAACUGCUACCAUGACUGAGAGUGCAACAGGACGAGUAAAAAUUAAAGAAGGGAAAGACAGCAAGGACACCGUGGAAUAUGCUCCAGUCUACACCUAUUAUAACUGGAAUACACACGACACGGACACAUUGUUCUCCGUACAAAAAGAAAAAUGACAGAACAUCUUUCAAUAUAUAGUGAUAUUCAUUUUUAACAAGCUUGGUGAAUUUAUUAAUUUUAUUAAUUAGACGUUUGUCAUGUUAAUUUCAGUCUAGACAUUGAAUAUAUCCGUGCAUGUAUAUCCCAAAACGUAGUACAUCUUUAGAAGCAAUAGUCAAAUUGUAUUAUUACUAGACCUAAAUAAUAUACAUGUAAUAUGAAAUAAGUACAGUUCUGAAUUCUGUUGGACGAGAACACAUGCAGUUGUCAUACAGAAAAUCGACGAGGCACCAGCCGAGUCUGAAAUAGAUUUGCAACUGUGUCCGAUAAAAUCAGUGUUGUUCUCAACAAUACUUUAUUUUGCACCAUAAUUUUUGACACGACAUAUUGUUUCAAGUACAAUAAGUAACUGAUUGUUCGAAUCUCAAAAAUAAAAACUACGCUAGAUGGAGUAUUUUAUAAAAAUGAAAACGAGGCAAUAUGCAAUAAUUAGUAUCGACUUGAGUUUGGAAAUGAAAACAAUCCAAUAAUGUUUUUUAUAAGAGCAUCACGUGAAGCAAACACUGAAAAUUCAUCUGUUAUACUUUAUGAGGUGUGAAAAAAUACUUUAUUCGUGCAUUUAAUAAAGAUUGAAUAUGAUGAAAUUUAUACAUUUGAUAAUCGUAAAGAAUACUUUAACAAGGCUGAUAUCAUAUGCAUCGUAUGUUUGAACGAUACGAGAGGAAACAUUCUGAAUACUUAGUUACACCCUGGCUUCAGUAAAAGCCGUUGUAGAACGUUAUAUCUUCGAUUCGCCCGCCGUAUCGUCUUUUUAUAUAUGAAUGGAAACAAUUUUAAGAUAUAAUAGAAUUCCAUGAUGAAAUGUGCCGUAGUUAAUGUACAUACGAUGGUAUACUUUUGUACGGAGCCCCUAAGGUGACAUUUUCCACACUUUUUUCCCCGUAACUUAAUUCGUUUUUGUGAAAUAAUAAUUCGAAAUUACGAAAUAAUAAUUCGUAAUUACGAAAUAUUUAUUCGUAAUUACGAAUUAUUAUUUCGAAAAUCGAAUUAAAUGCCGGUAAAAAAGUGUCGGAAACCUUAGGGGCUCCGUACUUUUGCUAUGUUUUGAUGUCUUUUAGUGUAAGUACGUACAUAGAAGAUUAGUUGUUAAAAUUAUGGAACUGAACAUAAUUGAUUUUCACUCGGUAAAGAGAUGACUAAUUUCAUGUAUAGAAAAGUGACAGAAGUUGAAAAAAUAUUUGUUGCUCAAUUUUGUAUAUUAUUACAAAUGCAUUAUUAUCACAUUUUGCUUUAUUUAUUUAUUUUUCUCACGUUUUUUAGCUCAUUUUGUUAUUAAAACUAAAAGAAGUAUCA